This is a messenger RNA of Arabidopsis thaliana (thale cress), 911 nucleotides long. RefSeq names its product Caleosin-related family protein. Gene Ontology annotation, cellular component: lipid droplet. Gene Ontology annotation, molecular function: plant seed peroxygenase activity. The coding region runs from base 137 to 715 and encodes 192 amino acids. The transcript is spliced from 6 exons. Lineage: Eukaryota; Viridiplantae; Streptophyta; Magnoliopsida; Brassicales; Brassicaceae. The record is from RefSeq and is marked reviewed.
GCACGAGAUCGAAUCGAGUAUUUAUCACAUUAAUUAUUAUCAUACAAUAACAGCGUUUCACCAUUCUCUUUUCAAUAUUUUCAGUUACUUUCUAUAAGAACCAUUCACUUAUUCUUUUUUCUCUCUAUCUGUGAUUAUGGCUUCCUCUAUUUCCGCUGCUGAAGUGAAAGUUGUCCCAGAAGAGUAUAAUUUCUUGCAAAAACAUGUCGCCUUCUUCGACAGAAACAAAGAUGGUAUCGUUUAUCCCUCGGAGACAUUUCAAGGAUUUAGAGCAAUCGGAUGUGGAUAUUUGUUGUCAACAUUCGCUGCUGUUUUCAUCAACAUCAGUCUCAGCAGCAAAACUCGUCCGGGGAAAGGAUUCUCAUUCUCGUUUCCGAUAGAGGUUAAGAAUGUCCGCCUAGGGAUACAUAGCAGCGAUUCAGGCGUUUACGACAAGGAUGGACGGUUUGUGGCUUCAAAGUUCGAGGAGAUAUUUGCGAAGCAUGCUCACACACAUCGCGAUGCUUUGACCAGCAAGGAACUUAAAGAACUUCUCAAGGCAAACAGAGAACCUAAUGAUUGUAAAGGAGGGAUUUUAGCGUUUGGGGAGUGGAAGGUAUUGUAUAAUUUGUGCAAAGACAAGAGUGGUUUGCUACACAAGGAGAUAGUGAGAGCCGUCUAUGAUGGUUCUCUUUUCGAACAACUCGAGAAACAAAGAUCUUCUAAAACUCCUUAGAAUCAUCAAAAAAAAAAUCCUAAUGUAAAUUCAUUGUUAUGCUCGUGAAUCUGUUUUAGUUAAAUCUUUAGUAGUUACAGUAAUCUAUGGUGUGAAGAUUGGGAUGUGUUUGAUUUUCAAGAAUUAUAGUUUAUUUGUGUAAGUACUUGUGUGAUUGUAUCUUAUUCAAAUAAAAGAUUAUAUGAUUUUUUUUAAA